Messenger RNA from Tilletiopsis washingtonensis, 1583 nucleotides. RefSeq lists its product as hypothetical. Lineage: Eukaryota; Fungi; Basidiomycota; Exobasidiomycetes; Entylomatales. Gene Ontology annotation, molecular function: DNA binding. The transcript has a single exon. The record is from RefSeq and is a predicted model, not a curated record. Gene Ontology annotation, biological process: regulation of DNA-templated transcription. The annotation marks the transcript as partial.
CCCCCCCUCCUCUCCUUAUGCGUGCGGGCAGAGAUCUACGAGCGCUUCCUCUUCUCUUCCGGCGCAUCAGGCCCACUCGCAGCAACAGCAACAGCAGCAGCUCCUUGCACCUCACCAUCUUCCUCCUCUCCCUAUCCUCGUCUCUGCUCCUCUCUUCUCGUGCCCUCCAACGCCUACUACCCUCCUCCCCGCAACGGUCUUCGAGCCUGGCACGCGCCCUUCUUGCCCAAGCCACCGCGCGCUCCUUCCUACGUCGUUCAAGCGCCUCAGAAGCGCUUCCUCGCGCCGCUCGGCCCGCUCUCGCCGCAAGAAGCGGCGCGCUGGCGCAAGCGCCUGCUGCGCCACAGACGCCAACAACUGCAGGUGCGCAUGCAGGAGAAUGCGCAGCGCUGGGAGGAGCGAUGCAGGAGGGUGCAGGAGAAGGAAGAGCGCGCGCGCCUGGCGCGCAGGGAGAGGGAACGGAGAGCGCAGGCGGGAGAGGAAGAGGGUGGAGAGGAGGAACAGAUGGCCGCAAGUGCAGCGCCGGCGACGACGACGCAAGAGGAGGGCGCAUCGGGCAGGUCGGCACGCCAAGGCUCCGCCACGGAGGGCGCAUCGGGCAGGUCGGCACGCCAAGGCUCCGCCACGCCGCCUGCCGCCGCGCUCGUCAAGCGUCCGCGAGCGCGGCGCGCCGCACGCAUCCAGGACGCUGCCUCGGCGUCGGCGCCCGCUGCUGCGCCUGCUGCUGCUGCUGUUGCUGCGUCUACAGUCGGCCGUGCCGCACAAGCGCCCGAGGCACCGCCGCCAGUGGCCGUGGCCUUCGUGACGAAGCGGCCCGUCGGACGUCCGCGCAAGGAUGCGCCGCCGUACAUGCCGCCGCCGGCGCCGCCGAAACGGCCACGAGGCCGCCCUCGCAAAGACGCCGCAGCGCCCAGCGGCGAGGCGCCUUCGGCGCUGCCCGCCAACCGGCCGCGAGCUAGAGCAGCGCGCAAGAGCGUCGCGGCAGCGCCAUCGCAGCCGCUCUCCGAGCCGCCUGCUGCUGCGCCACGUACGCAGCGAGCCUCGACUCGGGCGCGCACAGAAGCGGCGAUCGCAGCCGUCACCAUGCCAGCCUCGCCUGCAGCUCAGCCCGCACUACCCGCAGCAGCGGCCGCAAAGCGUCCACGCGGCCGGCCGCGCAAGGACGCCGCGGCUCUGGCGGCCGCCUCGCCUGCGCCUCCGCCGCCGCUUUCGCCGGCCAGACGAACACCUGGCACGGCGCGCCAGGGCGCCGUGCUCGUCGUGUCGCCGCCGCCCGUGCCGCGCCCUCGUGGUCGGCCGCGCCAGAGUGGGCCCGCUGAAGCAGAGGACGAGGGCGCUUCGAGUUCCAAGCGUCGUCGCGUGGCAUGAAAAGAGUUUGCCCGUGCAAUCGAUACCCCCUUUGAACAUGCUGCUCUUCUAUUGCUUUUCCCUCGCCUCGCCGUCGCCCUUCUGCUCCUGCGCCUUGAUCUCCGACUCCAGCGCCUGGCCAAUCGUCUUUGCCACGUCGCCGUCUUCCGCCUCGGCCGUCUCGUUGGCCACUUUCGCCGCGAGGAUCUUGGCGCCGACAUUGCGGAUGUUCUGCU